AUGAAAAAUAAGAUUUCAAAUUUUUUAUCAGAAUUUCCAGAUUCAGUAAUUGGAAAACAAAAAAAUAAAAAAAAGAGAGAAGAAAUUAGUUCACAUCCAAAUGAAGGAUUACCAGACUCUGUAGUCCGAAAACAAAAUAACAAAAAGAAGAGAAAAAAAAUUAGUUCUGAUCCAAAUGAAGAUAAUUUAUUAUUAAAAAGACAAAAGUGUUUAGCCAAACCGAAUAUUAUUACAACUAUUUCGCAAGUUCCUGCAAUAGAUGACAAAAUUAUAAAGAAAAAGGAAAACAAAAUACAAGCAGCACCUACUUCUACUUAUUCAGGCUGUAUUGAAGACAUAGCUGUUCAGGAUUCAAAAGAUCAACCCUCUAAUACUGCUGGUACUGUCGUCUCUAAAAUUGAAAAGUUUGUUGUAGUACCGUCUUCAUUGCCCAGUUAUCUUACACUAUUUUCAUCGUUAAAGUCCAACUUUAAUUCACCAUUACCACAACUCAUAAAGCAGAGAUCAACUUCAACACCAAUUGCUGGUUCAGGAUGGCAAAAAUUGAAUUUUGAUAUAGAUCCUCUUACGCCAGUGAAAGAAUUUAUUCCAUCAUCACUACCUAAACAAACCAACAUAGAAUUUGAGGUGAUCUCUGAAGAACUGCCAUCACAGCCCAUCACAUCUGUCAACAAAAAAAAAGGCAAAUUAAUGUUGACGUCUGAUAAAUUAAAAUUGGGCAUUUUAGACAAAAUACCAAAAUUUUGCCCAUUUUGUGAUUAUGUUUGUGAAAGAUUGCUUUAUCUUCAUAUUCAAACAAAACACGAAGAAAAACUGAAAUUGCCAAUCUCUACCUCUGUUGUCGGAAUAAACAAAAUACUAACUAACUUUUCAAAAAACAAAAAGGUAUUGAUGCCUCUUCAACAUAUAAUUGAUUUAAUGGGAGACUAUUGGCUUAACCCAGAAAUAAGAAGGAUUGGAUACAUCUUGUGCAAUCUUGGCCAGGUAACAACAUAUGGUGGGUCAUGGGAGCUAAAUAAUGUCCCUGAAGUCUCCAAUCCAUUUGAGCAGUACAUCGUAACAUCUAAACUAUAA
Molecule: messenger RNA, 1074 nt
Organism: Macrosiphum euphorbiae (potato aphid)
Lineage: Eukaryota; Metazoa; Arthropoda; Insecta; Hemiptera; Aphididae
Source: the annotation of a GenBank genome assembly